Betta splendens (Siamese fighting fish) is the source of this 6082-nucleotide messenger RNA. RefSeq names its product B-cell lymphoma/leukemia 11A-like. Gene Ontology annotation, biological process: regulation of transcription by RNA polymerase II; negative regulation of dendrite development. The coding region runs from base 371 to 2794 and encodes 807 amino acids. Gene Ontology annotation, cellular component: nucleus. NCBI's taxonomy places the organism in Eukaryota, Metazoa, Chordata, Actinopteri, Anabantiformes, Osphronemidae. The record is from RefSeq and is a predicted model, not a curated record. Gene Ontology annotation, molecular function: RNA polymerase II cis-regulatory region sequence-specific DNA binding; DNA-binding transcription factor activity. The transcript is spliced from 3 exons.
UUUUAUUAUGGUUUGUCCCCCUCCCACUGGCCGGCUUCGCCCUGCCCAUGUUUUCUGUGUCUCAGUCCGUCCGUCUCCUGACGUUCAAGUUCGCAGGAACGUCACGUCCGCACUUGAACUUGCAGCUCGGGGGGCUCCGCCGUACCCCCAUCACUCUCUCUUCGCGAAAAAGUCAUGAAGAGCGGCGCGCAGCCCGCAGCGCGCACCGCCUCAUCCUCCGUGUGACCCGCAGUCGCGCUCUCUCUCUUUUUUGCCGUUUUUCUCCCACUUGGACGUCAGACGCAUCAAUGAAGAUAUUUCACUUGGAGUCUACCUUGUAGGAACGGAUUUCCUAAUGUGAGCUCAGCCGCAACGCCGUCACCGAACGACCAUGUCUCGCCGCAAGCAAGGCAAACCCCAGCACUUGAGCAAACGGGAGUUUUCGCCUGAGCCGCUCUCAGGCGUUCUACCCCAAGAGGACUCUCAGGACUCCCCCAGGCUGGGAGUGGCUCAGGGUGAGCCCCUGAAGGGGGACCAGGACCUGCUGACCUGUGGCCAGUGCCACGCUCGCUUCCCGCUGGCCGACAUCCUGCUGUUCAUCGAACACAAGCGGAGGCAGUGCCACGGGGGCCUCUGCGCGGACAAGCCGCUGGAGCGGCCGCCGUCCUCGCCGCUCGCCUCGCCCGUCUCCACGUCCUCGUCCCACUCGCGGACCCACCGUCAGCACACGCGCAGAGCGUGUCACCCCGUGGAGGUGGCUGUUCAGGUGUCGCCGCGGGAUGAGGAUUGUUUAUCUACACCCUUGCAAGGAAUUAUCCCCAAGCAGGAGAAUAUCACAGAUAAAGAUGAACCCAGCAGUUACACCUGCACCACCUGCAAGCAGCCCUUCACCAGUGCCUGGUUCCUGCUACAGCAUGCUCAGAACACCCACGGCUUUCGCAUUUACCUGGAGAGCGAGCCCGGAAGCCCCCUCACCCCCCGUGUGGCUGCAGCUCCUGGGAUGGGUGGUGACUGCGCCUCCUCGCAGCCCCCCCUCCAUGCCGUCCACCUAGCUGAAGGCAGUCCUUACAGCCUUCUGAGGAUGCCGGGCUCUGGGUCCGGCCGAGAUUCAGCGUCCACGCCUCGGGAAGGCCGUUACCCCCGAACGCCACCGCUGUUCAGCCCACCCCCCCGCCACCACCUCAGCCCAGAUGACCUGGCCCUGGCGACCCACCAUCCCAGCGCCUUUGACAGAGUGAUGAGGCUCAACUCAGUGCCGCUAGAACCUCCUCCAAGCAUGGACUUCUCUAGGCGUCUACGUGAGCUGGCAGGAAAUGCAUCCGGAGCUUCUCCGCCUCUCUCUCCUAACAGACCCAACCCUAUGCAAAGGCUGCUGCAGCCAUUCCAGCCAGGUUCCAAGCCUCCAUUUUCUGCUACGCCACCCCUCUCCACCUCUCAGUCACCUUCAGGCUCACGCUCCACCCCAAAUGCCAUAUCCGGUGCGGUCCAGCCAGGCACACCUCUCAAGGCAAAGUCUUGCGAGUUCUGCGGGAAGACCUUUAAGUUCCAGAGCAACCUAAUUGUUCACCGGCGUAGCCAUACAGGGGAAAAGCCAUUCAAGUGUCACCUCUGUAAUCAUGCCUGCACCCAGGCCAGCAAACUGAAACGACACAUGAAGACGCACUGUCAGAGCAAGUCUCCGGCGCUGAACGCCAAGUCAGACGAUGGCCUCUCAGCUGCCAGCUCUCCUGAACCUGGUACCAGUGAGCUGAUGGGCAGCGCCACAGAUGCCCUUAAGUCAGUGGUGGCCAAGUUCAAGAGCGAGAACAACGGCUUGAUGCCCGAAAAUGGAGAAGAGGACGAAGAGGAGGAGGAGGAGGAGGAAGAGGAGGAAGAAGAGGAAGAGGAGGAAGAGGAGGAGGAAGAAGAGGGGGAGGAAAUGGAGAGCAAGCCUUUAGUCGAGGAAGAGGGAAGAAACGACUAUCGUUUCAGUCUGCGGCUGGAGGGGGCUCGCCACCACCAGAACAGUGAAGCGCUGCACCCGCGGCGCCGGAGCUCAUCCCGGGAUCCCGGUGAGGAGGACUCUGCCAUGGAGUCAGACCGGGCGGACGACGGCACCACUACUACCAUUAACGGCCUGGGACCUUUAUCCACCGACGGCCUCUCCAGAAAGCUGUUAAGUGGAGGGGUCAGCCCCGGCUCCCUCAGCCCCCUGUCCAAGCGCAUCAAGGUGGAGAAGGACCUCGACCCCCCCACACCCACCAUCCCAAACACAGAGAACGUGUACUCCCAGUGGCUAGCUGGCUACGCUGCCUCGCGACAAUUCAAGGACCCCUUCAUCACCUUCACAGGCGGGGACUCCAGACAAUCGCCCUUCGCCUCCUCGUCGGAGCACUCGUCGGAAAACGGCAGCCUGCGGUUCUCCACGCCGCCCGGCGAGCUGGACGGGGAGCGGGCCGCCUCGGGGCGCAGCGGCACCGGCAGCGGGGCGAGCACCCCGCACGGCGGCAGCGGGAACGGCAGGCCGAGCUCCAAGGACGGCCGCCGCAGCGACACGUGCGAGUUUUGCGGCAAGGUGUUCAAGAACUGCAGCAACUUGACAGUGCACCGACGCAGCCACACUGGGGAGCGGCCGUACAAGUGCGAGCUGUGCAGCUACGCGUGCGCCCAGAGCUCGAAACUCACCCGCCACAUGAAGACCCAUGGACAGAUGGGCAAGGACGUGUACAAAUGUGAAAUCUGCCACAUGCCUUUCAGUGUUUACAGCACUCUGGAGAAACACAUGAAGAAGUGGCACAGCGACCGCACUCUGUCUAAUGACAUUAAGACUGAGUAGGCAAAGAGCAGCAUGCUGGCCGCUCCCUCAGCUAGCUCCCCGAGCUAAAGAGCGACCCUGGCUAACCGGCCGAUAAGUGAGGGGCAAGGACCACAGGGUUAGACCACAACACACAAUACAGCCCGACUGGAAGAAGCUGAAUGCAUGAUCCAUCAUUGGGGCAAUACUAUUGCAUCAAACGCAAAACUUUUUGAGCCUUUCUAUUGUGCAAUAAUUUACAUGUUUUGUAUUUUUUGUAACUGGACAGCAUGCUCAGUGUGUUUUGGCUACUUAGAGAGAAGUUUGUCCUCGGCUGGUGGUGUCGCUGUUAAACACUUAUGAUUUCUUUCACAUGAAAACGUUAGCUAUGAGAGCCCAUGCUGCAUACAGUGCAUACUGUUUUACAUAUCAUGUACAGUUUUGUGUUCAGACAUAGUGAACAGUGUCAUAUUAUCAAAGCAUCAAAGCAAGCAGGGUCACGCUUAAAACGGAUCUUUGUGAAAGAUUUUCCAUGCAAGAUUGAGAUGAGAGAUAUAUAUAUAGAAAUUGGGCUGCCUGUAACAUGCGAGGCACUGGCGCCAAGACAUGUUUCUUUUACAAACAGCAAUGAAAUGAAUACUACGGUGUGAAAUUACAACAAAGAGUGCCUUGGAUAUUUUACCCGCAUCAGUUCAUUGUCCUUUUUGCUAUAAGCUUGGGAGUUUUCAGCUGUAGAAGCCUACGGAACGUUGACGCGCACAUAUUGAACAAACAGGCCUUGCAUCAAGCGCCUGUACGACCCGGUACGUCGUCUUGUGACCUAGCGGAGCUUAAGGAACCAGCUAAAAAAAAACCACACAAAACAGGAUGACUUGUAUCUCUGUUGAAUUGUUUCUCUUCUGUUUACUGGCAUGUUACAUGCUAAAAGGACUUAGGGUUUGGCGCGUUGUGUAUUAGGCAUUUUUAGGUUUCCUGAGGAGGCGACCUCCCGUCUCCGACCAGUCGUUCUAACCAGCGGAAAGCUCUUCGUUUCCCAGAGUGUUUGUUUUCUUUUGAAAAUUACAAGUUCGCAGGUUCUUUUGUAAGUAGAGCAGAUUUCCUUCUCCGGUGUCAGCCAGGCAGCGUAGCCAGCAGCCGCUGGGGGACCACACGGUGGGUUUUAGGCGGGUUUUGGGUGAUGGUUGGGUGGGUGUAGAGGGGUGGCGGUGGGUGGAGGGUCAGGGUCAUGUGUGACCAGGUGUCUCUACAAUUCAAAUGUUUAUGUCCUUAUAGCGCUUAUUCUCUUUACUGCAUUAGAUCUUAGAAACCCUUAAGUAACGUUUUCUCCACUCACGUCGCUUAUGAUCAAACUUAAAGUCCACAGCUGAAGAAUCAGAAUUUUGUAAAACGUUUGUAACCCUGUCCACACGUUUCAGGAGAUAAAGAAGCGAGUUGCUUUCUUUUGAGUUACCAUGCUCUAGACCUCAUUGUGGUAGUUUUGUUUUUUAUCUCCAUCCUGUCAUUGUUGAUGAUAUAGCACUUGUCACUCUGCCUUGGAUUCUGUAUCUGUCUCUCUAAUCGGAGAUACAGGCGGUUGAGUAUAAAAUGAGGACCGGAUUUCAAUCUGGGACUACCUACGUGCACUGUUCAAUUUUCCCAGUUUACACUCGGGCGCUCAAGGGAAAACUUGCUCUUAUGCUGACAGAUUAGUGUGGUAUCAUUGCUUUGCAUAAAAAAAAUUGAAAAAGGAAAAAAAAAAGGAUUGAACUAGAAACUGUUGCCAGCCAUGUGUCCUCCUGAGAACUGAACAUCAGUCUGACUUUCGGGGGUAUCGCUGCAGGAACCGCCAUAGAAACAUCCUGCUCUGUACCAACAGACACACACUGCUCAUUACAGAAAGACGUUCUACGAAAUCUGAUGAAAAACUAAAAUGUGUUGUCAGUUUUUUUUUUAAAAGUAACUCUUCAGCAUCUUUAGGGGAGAACCUUUAUUUAAAUUUGUUUGAAUUUUUAUUUAGCGACUAUUGUUUUUUCUCUUUGAGACUUGAUCACUAUGUAAUGAAUUGUAAUGAACAUUUCUCUCAUCUUUUUUGCCUUUUAUUAUACACAAGUCUUCAGGUUGAACAAAAAAUUGCAUUGGGGAGAGAUUUAUGAUAUAUAAAUAUAUAGAGAGAACUUAAACACAUAGGAACAUGCACACUCAUGUAAGUUCCUAUGCUGAAAACACAUUUAUGGUCUACUUUUUUCCUGUAUUUAGAAUGGUAUUUGAAAUUAAUGUUCACUUAGCGUAGGCACUUAUAGUAUUUAUGUUGGAGCCUGUAUUUUUAACUGUUUUGCCUGUACUCUUUAAAGGUUUCAAUGUACCCUUUUUUUCUGUAGUGAAAAAAAAACAUCCCAACAAGCUGCCACCGUAUAUUUUCUUAAUUUGGCAGGAUAAUAUAGUGUGAAUAAUUUGUAUGCUUGAAAAUAAGUAUGGUUUUGAAAAAUAACACGUUGUGGUGUUCCCCCGGGGUGAGAGGUCAUGUAAUGGCCUCUUCAGGCAGUCCCGCUGGAGUCGCCACAGCGAGGUGAAAACAGGUGGUUGUACAUAUCUUUUUUGUGUUUUAGUUUGUUUUAUAUAUUUUUCUCUCCUGCCAUUUUAUAUGCAGUAAUACAAGCUAUUGUUGGGUUUUCUCGGUAGCCAACUUUUUACUGUCCUUAAACAUGUACCACCUGAUAACAUUCCAGUCGUUUUUAAAGAAGAAAAAAAGACCUGUCAUAUGCAAUCAAUCCAACAUCAAUCUGAAAAGCUGUCUUUGAUUUUUUUUGCUACAGUUUUGUCAUUUUAUUGAAUUUUUUGUUGUUGCCAAAAGAGCCAUGGUGCUUUAUAAUUUAAAUAUGGUACAUCUCAUAUGCAAGGCAUAUUCUAAAUAGACGUGAAAUCGUGGAAAGAAAAAAAAGUUUGGUACAUGUUAUCAUUGCUGAUGGUUCUGAGGUACAUUUAGGUUCCAGCCUGAUUCCAUCCUGUGUUCUGUAUUUACUCUCAAACUAUUUGUUCUGAGCUGAACUUGAAGUUGACCUACGGCAUAUUGGUCAGCGUUAUUUAUUAUGACUAUACAUACACACGCGCUCUGUUCAGAACGGAGUCGUAGCAAAAGAAGUCCUUUCAUCCUCUCCCUCCUGAUGGUUUCAUUUCUCUGUGUGAUGACCAAAGGUCAUUGACCAACAUUAAUGAGUUUUUGCUCAAAUUACACACUUGGUUGUUGUUGUUAUUUUACAGUCAUGGAGAUGCCACUCUAUUUUCAGCUGUUGUCUGCAUUCUUCUCUUCACUCAGCCAUUUUGUCUUGAAAAAAAUAAAAAGUAUUACAUACA